Eubalaena glacialis (North Atlantic right whale) is the source of this 1731-nucleotide messenger RNA. RefSeq names its product gamma-aminobutyric acid type A receptor subunit alpha5 (gene GABRA5). The record is from RefSeq and is a predicted model, not a curated record. Gene Ontology annotation, cellular component: dendrite membrane; GABA-A receptor complex; postsynapse. Gene Ontology annotation, biological process: gamma-aminobutyric acid signaling pathway; signal transduction; regulation of postsynaptic membrane potential. Gene Ontology annotation, molecular function: benzodiazepine receptor activity; inhibitory extracellular ligand-gated monoatomic ion channel activity; GABA-A receptor activity. Bases 1 to 1731 code for a protein of 576 amino acids. NCBI's taxonomy places the organism in Eukaryota, Metazoa, Chordata, Mammalia, Artiodactyla, Balaenidae. The transcript is spliced from 12 exons.
AUGUAUACUGCAAUUAGGCUACCAAGAAACUUCAUCGGAAAUGUGGCCUAUCCCAAACCUGGCCCAGCCGCGGGCCCGGAGCCCUCCCCCUCCGCUGAGCCGGCCCGAGGCGAGGGCGCAUUUGGUGAGAGUCUGGCGGCCUCUACCGGAGCGCCUCUGCAGAGGAACGUUCCCCAAAGCCGGAGACGACAUGUGGCGCUCGGGCGAGCACCUUGCAGAACAAGGAGUAGCUUGCUGACUUUGAAUGCGUGGCAAAUAUUUCAGAAAGCUUCAAGAUCAAGGUUGAGAAAGGAACAGUUAUUCUUCCAAAUUCAUCCGCUUCAGCUAUUAUUCUUAUUGGGAAUGGACAAUGGAAUGUUCUCUAGCUUUAUCAUGAUCAAAAACCUCGUUCUGUUUUGUAUUUCCAUGAACUUAGCCAGUCACUUUGGCUUUUCACAAAUGCCAACCAGUUCUGUAAAAGAUGAAACCAAUGACAACAUCACAAUAUUCACCAGGAUCUUGGAUGGGCUCCUGGAUGGCUACGACAACAGACUGAGGCCUGGGCUCGGAGAGCGUAUCACUCAGGUGAGAACGGACAUCUACGUCACCAGUUUCGGCCCGGUGUCUGACACGGAAAUGGAAUACACCAUAGACGUGUUUUUCCGACAAAGCUGGAAAGACGAAAGGCUUCGGUUUAAAGGGCCCAUGCAGCGCCUCCCUCUCAACAACCUCCUUGCCAGCAAAAUCUGGACUCCAGACACCUUCUUCCACAAUGGGAAAAAGUCCAUCGCCCACAACAUGACCACGCCCAACAAGCUGCUGCGGCUGGAGGAUGAUGGCACUCUGCUCUACACCAUGCGCUUGACCAUCUCGGCAGAAUGCCCAAUGCAACUUGAAGACUUCCCGAUGGAUGCCCAUGCCUGCCCUCUGAAAUUUGGCAGCUAUGCAUAUCCUAAUUCCGAAGUUGUCUAUGUCUGGACCAACGGCACAACCAAGUCAGUGGUGGUGGCAGAAGAUGGCUCCAGGCUGAACCAAUACCACCUGAUGGGGCAGACAGUGGGCACAGAGAACAUCAGCACAAGCACAGGUGAAUACACAAUCAUGACGGCUCAUUUCCAUCUGAAGAGGAAGAUCGGGUACUUUGUCAUCCAGACCUAUCUCCCCUGCAUAAUGACUGUGAUCUUGUCACAAGUGUCCUUUUGGCUGAACCGAGAAUCAGUCCCAGCCAGGACAGUGUUUGGGGUGACCACGGUGCUGACCAUGACGACCCUCAGCAUCAGUGCCCGGAACUCUCUGCCCAAAGUGGCUUAUGCGACGGCCAUGGACUGGUUCAUAGCCGUGUGCUACGCUUUUGUGUUCUCUGCGCUGAUCGAGUUUGCCACCGUCAACUAUUUCACAAAGCGAGGCUGGGCCUGGGACGGCAAAAAAGCCUUGGAAGCAGCCAAGAUCAAGAAAAAGGAGCGUGAACUUACACUAAAUAAAUCAACAAAUGCUUAUACUACUGGGAAGAUGACCCACCCCCCAAACAUCCCAAAGGAGCAUACUCCUGCAGGGACCUCAAAUGCCUCUUCAGCCUCAGUAAAACCUGAAGACAAGACUUCUGAAAACAAAAAGACUUACAACAGCAUCAGCAAGAUUGACAAAAUGUCCCGAAUUAUAUUCCCAGUCCUGUUUGGCACUUUCAACCUAGUUUACUGGGCAACAUAUUUGAAUAGGGAGCCAGUGAUUAAAGGGGCUACCUCUCCAAAAUGA